AUCUCCUGCCUGAUAUUCGACUUAGCUAUAGAACCGCUGGCGUGUGCCCUCCGAAAGUCGGGUCUACGUGGACUCCGAAUCCCUGGUGAAGCGGAGAGACUCAUAGCAAAGCUGUUCGCGGAUGAUACAACAGUUUACCUGAGCAGCAACGAUGAGUAUGCUGAUGUCUGUGAAGUGACGGCGAGGUGGUGCCGGGCAGCCCGUGCACGUUUUAACGCAGAGAAAACUGAGAUCUUACCGAUUGGCUCGCCUGAGUACCGU
This is a messenger RNA of Trametes versicolor FP-101664 SS1, 261 nucleotides long. RefSeq lists its product as uncharacterized. The record is from RefSeq and is a predicted model, not a curated record. NCBI's taxonomy places the organism in Eukaryota, Fungi, Basidiomycota, Agaricomycetes, Polyporales, Polyporaceae. The annotation marks the transcript as partial. The transcript has a single exon.